This is a messenger RNA of Pygoscelis adeliae (Adelie penguin), 1077 nucleotides long. RefSeq names its product wingless-type MMTV integration site family, member 8B (gene WNT8B). Gene Ontology annotation, cellular component: extracellular region. Gene Ontology annotation, molecular function: frizzled binding; cytokine activity. NCBI's taxonomy places the organism in Eukaryota, Metazoa, Chordata, Aves, Sphenisciformes, Spheniscidae. The record is from RefSeq and is a predicted model, not a curated record. Gene Ontology annotation, biological process: canonical Wnt signaling pathway; neuron differentiation; multicellular organism development.
UUUCUCCCUCUUUAUUUGGAUUUUAUAUUUCACAUGGACCCUUAUCUGGGCAUCUUCUUCCUCACUCCCUUCUUCCAAUCCUGCUGUGCCUGGUCAGUGAAUAAUUUCCUGAUGACGGGCCCCAAGGCCUAUCUCAUCUACUCCAGCAGCGUGGCGGCCGGGGCACAGAGCGGCAUCGAGGAGUGCAAGUUCCAGUUCGCCUGGGACCGCUGGAACUGCCCCGAGAGGGCACUGCAGCUCUCCAGCCACGGCGGGCUGCGCAGCGCAAACCGGGAAACCGCUUUUGUCCAUGCCAUCAGCUCUGCGGGCGUCAUGUACACGCUGACCCGGAACUGCAGCCUGGGGGAUUUUGACAACUGUGGCUGUGACGACUCCCGCAACGGACAGCUGGGGGGGCAAGGCUGGCUCUGGGGAGGCUGCAGCGAUAACGUGGGCUUUGGGGAAGCCAUUUCCAAGCAGUUUGUGGAUGCCCUGGAGACUGGACAAGAUGCCAGAGCUGCUAUGAACCUGCAUAACAACGAGGCAGGUAGAAAGGCUGUGAAAGGGACCAUGAAGCGGACUUGCAAAUGCCACGGUGUGUCGGGGAGCUGCACCACCCAGACCUGCUGGCUGCAGCUGCCCGAGUUUCGGGAGGUGGGCACUUACCUCAAGGAGAGGUACCACAAAGCCCUGAAGGUGGACUUGCUGCAGGGGGCAGGGAACAGUGCUGCCAGCCGGGGCGCCAUCGCCGAGACCUUCAGCUCCAUCUCCAAGAAGGAGCUGGUCCAUUUAGAAGACUCUCCUGACUACUGCCUGGAGAACAAGACGCUGGGGCUGCUGGGCACGGAGGGCAGGGAGUGCCUGAAGAGGGGCAAGGCGCUCAGCAAGUGGGAGAAGCGGAGCUGCCGGCGGCUGUGCCGGGGCUGCGGGCUGGGGGGGGGGGGGGCGUCCAGCUGCAACUGCAAGUUCCACUGGUGCUGUGCCGUGCGGUGCGAGCAGUGCCGUAAAAGGGUCACUAAGUAUUUCUGCGUCCGCAAGGAGAAGCGGGAGCGGAGUGGGGGUGGCGGGGCCAGCCGCAAGCUCAAGAGAAAGCUCUAA